CUUUAUUAUUUUUAGCAAAGUCACAAAUUAAGAUGAACCAGAAUGGAAAGCUGUCAGGAUUUCAGCAAACAGGAAAUGUAUGUUAGCAGCUGAGACAAUGAUUUCUGCUUGCGUUAAGGAGAAACUUCAUACAGUGACAGAACCAUUCCCAAAUGCUCGGAAGUUCCUUGCUGGAUAACCGUGUUUUGAACAGAGUUUUUUGAGUGGCUUCCAUCUUCAUCUGGAAAGAUGUGGAAAGCCUCAGCCGGCCACACCGUGUCCAUCACCCAGGACGACGCAGGAGCUGACGACUGGGAAACCGACCCCGAUUUCGUGAAUGACGUGAGUGAGAAAGAGCAGCGAUGGGGGGCAAAAACCGUGCAGGGGUCUGGGCACCAGGAGCACAUCAACAUCCAUAAACUGAGAGAGAAUGUGUUUCAAGAACACCAGACCCUCAAGGAGAAGGAGCUCGAGACGGGACCCAAAGCCUCACACGGCUACGGAGGGAAGUUUGGCGUGGAGCAGGACAGGAUGGACAAAUCCGCCGUCGGGCACGAAUACCAGUCGAAGCUCGCCAAGCACUGCUCGCAGGUUGACUCCGUCCGGGGGUUUGGAGGCAAGUUUGGUGUCCAGGUGGACAGAGUUGACCAGUCUGCUGUGGGCUUUGAGUACCAGGGCAAAACUGAAAAGCACGCCUCACAGAAAGACUACUCGAGUGGCUUCGGUGGCAAGUAUGGUGUGCAGUCUGACCGCGUGGACAAGAGCGCAGUGGGCUUUGACUACCAGGGCAAAACGGAGAAGCACGAGUCGCAGAGAGAUUACUCCAAAGGUUUUGGCGGCAAGUACGGUAUCGACAAGGACAAGGUGGACAAGAGCGCGGUUGGCUUUGAGUAUCAAGGCAAAACGGAGAAGCACGAGUCCCAGAAAGACUAUGUGAAAGGCUUCGGAGGGAAGUUCGGUGUGCAGACAGACAGACAGGACAAGUGUGCGCUUGGCUGGGAUCACCAGGAGAAGCUGCAGCUGCACGAAUCCCAGAAAGAUUAUAAGGCUGGUUUCGGAGGCAGAUUUGGUGUUCAGUCCGAGAGGCAGGACUCCUGUGCUGUGGGGUUUGAUUACAAGGAGAGACUGGCCAAGCACGAGUCCCAGCAAGACUACUCCAAGGGCUUCGGCGGGAAGUACGGGGUGCAGAAGGACCGCAUGGACAAGAACGCUUCCACCUUUGAGGACGUUGCCACUGUGGCCUCCAGUUAUCAGAAGACUGUGCCUGUGGAGGCAGUGACCAGCAAAACAAGUAACAUCAGAGCGAACUUUGAGAACCUGGCGAAGGAGAAGGAGCAGGAGGACAGGCGGAAGGCGGAGGCAGAGCGGGCACAGAGGAUGGCCAAGGAGCGGCAGGAACAGGAGGAGGCGCGCAGGCAGCUGGACGAGCAAGCCCGGGCCCAGAAGCCCACGCCCCCCGCGUCCCCCACGCCCCAGCCGGCUCAGGAGAGGCCACCUUCGAGCCCCGUCUACGAGGAUGCGACUCCAGUCCAGGCUGAGCCGAGCUAUGCCAGUGAGCCCGAGCCCGUGUACACCCCAGAGGCCACAGAGUACCAGGAGGCCUACGCCCCGGAGGCCGUCUAUGAAAGCACAGAGGGCCCAGGCCACUACCAAGCAGAGGAAGGUACCUACGAUGAGUAUGAAAACGACCUAGGAAUCACAGCCAUCGCCCUCUACGACUACCAGGCUGCGGGCGAUGACGAGAUCUCCUUCGACCCCGACGACAUCAUCACCAACAUCGAGAUGAUCGACGACGGCUGGUGGCGUGGGCUGUGCAAGGGCAGGUACGGGCUCUUCCCGGCCAACUACGUGGAGCUGCGGCAGUAGGCGCCACGCCCUCGGGCAGGUGGCCACGCCUCGCGGCAGAGGACCACGCCCCGCGGCGGAGGGCCACGCCCCUGCAGCGGAUGACGACGCCCCGCGGUGGAUGGCCACGCCCCGCAGCGGAGGACCACGCCCUCGGGCAGGUGACCCCGCCCCCACCGCGGCCACGCCCACCUCCUGGUGGUGUCUUCCGGGUGUGGAGGGGAGCAUUCGCACUGCUUUUAUAUUUAAUACUUCUGCUGAUGCUUUGGAAAUGUUUACGCCACAGAACUUGCUAAUAUAUUGUAAUCAUUGCU
Hippopotamus amphibius kiboko is the source of this 2138-nucleotide messenger RNA. RefSeq names its product cortactin (gene CTTN). The record is from RefSeq and is a predicted model, not a curated record. Gene Ontology annotation, biological process: regulation of actin filament polymerization. Gene Ontology annotation, cellular component: actin filament; cortical actin cytoskeleton; plasma membrane. The transcript is spliced from 18 exons. Gene Ontology annotation, molecular function: actin filament binding. Lineage: Eukaryota; Metazoa; Chordata; Mammalia; Artiodactyla; Hippopotamidae. Bases 229 to 1845 code for a protein of 538 amino acids.